AUGCCUGGUGUUGUUAUCCUGUCACCAGCUUUUUUCAUUGAGAAUGCAGUGGUUAAACCGUCCAAGCCGCUUAAGGAGCGCAGAUUGAAGAGGCGGCUGAGCUCUGAGGAAAAGUGGCUCCACGGGAAAGAAAAAACAUGGGUUUGUUUUGCUACAGGAACGCAUAAAGGCAUCUCCUUUCAGCGCAGCGCUCCGUACGCCCAUCAAUUGAGCAUCCUGACGGUGCAGAGCAACCUAACGCGGGGAUGGGGAGCGGCGGGGCUGGCAUCCAAUUACAAGCGGAAGACCGGAGACUGGGGCGGGCGUUCCAAUCCCUCCCUGACCAACGGGAACAGUCUGGACCAAAUAAACACGCCCAUGGGUCCACUGGGCCAGAUCACGGAAACACAAUUAUCAUCAAAUUUUGCAACUUGCAGCUCCUCCUCUUCAGGCUUCUCCAAACUCAGGAAAAUCUCACAAGGACUGAUGAAAAGCUUGGAUGAUCCUGCAUCAGACUUGAAGAAGAUGUUGAAGAAACGCUCUGUGGAGAAAAAAGAAGAGAAGAAACCACCUACAGAGGAGGAGAUGCUGAAGAUUCUGUUGGGAGCUCAGAAGAAAGACUACGAGAAGAUAUGUGCGGAGUACGGCUUCACUGACUUCAGAGGAAUCCUGAAGAAACUCAAGGAGAUGAAGAGGAAAGUGGAGGUGGAGGGCUCAGAGCUGUUGCGGACUCAAUACUCUCACGGGAAGUACGAGGUCAAGCAGAUGGGGACCAAACACAUGUUGUGCAUCUCUGCUGUGGACCUCAGCGACAUGGGCACGUACUCUGUGCAGGUCGGAGACAAGAGGCUGACCGCCCGGCUUCAUGUCAUCAGAAUUCCGAUCAAGUUCAACAGCCCCUUAAAGUGUGGCCGUGUGCAGGAGCGAGGAAAGGCCCGUCUGGAGUGUGAGGUGAGCUCCAAAGACGUCCAGGUCCGUUGGCUGAAGGGCGGGACCGACAUCACCGCCAGUCGUCGUUAUAUUUUUGUCCAAGAAGGAAAGAGAGCAGAGGCCAUUAUUGAAGACUGCGAGCUGACAGAUGCUGGGGAAUACUCCAUAGUGUGCACUCAGGACAACGACACACAUGAGUACUUCUCCACGGCCAUUUUGACUGUUGAUGUGUCUCCGAGAUUUGACCUGGAUGCGAAGCUGAGGAGCCAAGUGGUUGUCAGGGCCGGAACAGCACUCUGCCUUCGCCUCAGCUUUUUUGCUUGUUGGUUUAAAGGAGAGACCAAAAUCUCUAAGUGCACCCGCUUUUGGCAGAGCACGGCCAACGGAGUGUGCACCCUGGUCAUUCCAACCUGCGGAACCAAAGAUGAAGGACAAUACACACUGGUGCUGGAGAAUCCCCUGGGAGAGGCCAGGUGUUCUUGCAAUCUGCUCAUCUUUGGUGCAAGACGGGUUGCAAACUAUCACAUUUGUGCAAAAGGGUGA
Molecule: messenger RNA, 1452 nt
Organism: Knipowitschia caucasica
Lineage: Eukaryota; Metazoa; Chordata; Actinopteri; Gobiiformes; Gobiidae
Source: the annotation of a GenBank genome assembly